Ostrinia nubilalis (European corn borer) is the source of this 4249-nucleotide messenger RNA. RefSeq names its product TATA element modulatory factor (gene Tmf). The record is from RefSeq and is a predicted model, not a curated record. The transcript is spliced from 12 exons. NCBI's taxonomy places the organism in Eukaryota, Metazoa, Arthropoda, Insecta, Lepidoptera, Crambidae. Gene Ontology annotation, cellular component: Golgi apparatus; endoplasmic reticulum. Bases 374 to 4249 code for a protein of 1291 amino acids.
GAAUACUUAUACGACACUGCCGAAGUCGAUUGACAUUCUUUUUUAUGAUAACAAAUGUCAAAAUCUUUCGUUCAUUUAGCACAAAAUGUAAUUUACAGAAAGAUAUUAGCGAUUUAUGCAAAUUACGGUGGUAAUUGCGCAUCAAUUCUGACCAAAAUUUGCUAAAAAGUAGUGUUUCUUUGGUUGACAGAGGGGACAAAAUUGAAAAAUAUAAACAAAAUGGAAACGUCACCUGAUUGAUGUGCUGUGUUGUGAUUCCAGUUUUUCUCAUAACAACCGUCUAUCAACCGUGUCGGACAAUAUAAAAAAGUGUUUGUUACGUGAUUUGUUGUGCCAUUGUUGUGAUAGUAUUCGUUUCUGAUGUGACCUCAUUAUGAAUUGGUUCGACACGUCAGGCCUGACGAGUUUGGCAAAGACAGCCUUGAAGGAGGCCCAGAAGACCAUCGACAAGGCUCUAGACAUACAGGAUGAGAGCGGCGAGGAGCCGGAGGAUGAGUCCCCGCCGCAGAGCACCGCGAAAUCGUCUCCGAGCAAGAGUGGGACGCCUCAAAAAGACAGUGAUUUCUUCUCUUCGUGGGGCUUGACCGUGAGCGCUGAGAGUGGCAAGGAUGACCCCAUCAAAGAGCAGCCAGUGGUCACGGAGAGCCCGUCGAAGUCGACCUCGCAGAGCUUGUGGGGAUCCUUCGCAGGUUCAUUCUUUGAACAACCUACAAGUGAGCAUGAUUCCACCAUAGUCCAACCUCCCAAAGCCAAAUCUAUGAAUGUGAUUGCUGACGCCAAAUAUGGCAGUCAAGAUGAUUUAUUUUCUAAAAGCCAGCUAGUUAUGUCAGACGGGGCUGAAGGUUUAGAAUUCAAGAUUGCUAAAACAUCAAAAGAUGAUUUUUCAAAAGUUGAAGACCGGAGAGGUUCAACGCGUUCAAAUAGGUUAUCAUUGGUGUCUAGCAGAAACAGUUCUGAUUCUGUAGAAGUUUUGUCACACAGUUUAAAAACUACCCCCGAUUCAGAAGCAGCUUCCGGGCAGUCCAUGUCGCACAGCAGCAGUGUGGGGCAAAAACUCAACUCUGACUCUGUGGAAAUAUUACCCGAUAGUUUGGUUAGUCCGAGUUCUAUUGAGUGCCUUGGCUUUGACAGUUACUCUAGUGAUAGAAAUAGUAGCUCCACAUCAUCCCACUUAUCUCCUGGUGAUGUGAGCGAUAAGAAGUCCACUCCUGUGGGAGAGCGGACUGAGAGAGCCGAGACUGCUGAUAGUGUGAGCCUGGUUGCAGACGAUGAUGAAGAUACUAUGUCUUAUAAUUCUAUAUCGGAGUGUACCGCACCAACAGUUUUAGAUACAGACGACAAAUCUGCUAGUCCCUUUCCAAAAAUGCUUAGGAGUGAAAGUCGAAAAAUUUUAGAGAAGGAUUUCAUACAUUUAGAACAGUCGGUGUUGCCCCAUCGAAUGCAAAUCAGUGAGAACUCAUCUAAUGAUGGCUCAUGGUCUGAUAGAACUCUAAACGCUGACAAUGAGAGCAUUAUUUUGGAAAAUACAGUAGAAGAGCCAAAAAAAGAAAUGGAUCAAGAAGAUAUUUUGAUGGAGAAACUUAGUGACUCCUCGUCGUUUUACAAUGUGAACGUGUCUGUGGACAUGCUCAGGUCUGAGAGUUCUGCAUUUGUAAAUGUUGAGAAGCAGCAGUGCAGCGGGCCUGACAGCGACUCCUCCCAAAAAGAGGGGAGCUUAAAGGAGAGGACUUCUCCAAUUAGUUCAGAUAGUAAAAGUGAUUUAGUGAAGAUUGGCUCCGACAGGACGUCUGGACACACGUCUGGGGAUGAGCUGGAGACAGCCACUUCGUCGGAUAUUGAAAUAAUUCCAAGCCCCAACGGUGACGGUCAUUUUUGCAGAAGUAGUCCAGCCAAGUAUGGGUUAAGGCAGUCCAAAUUUGAUGGAACAACAUCACCGAACCUGGUAGACUUGGUGCUGGGGAAGUCAUUAGCUACAAAGAUACGGGGACACAAUCGGGAGUUGUCGGAGGCUUCCAUUCAAAGCAACACCAGUGAUGAGAGUCAGAGUUCUGAGAAUGAGAGGUUGAUGAGAAGGCUGUGUGAAAUGGCCGAAAUCUUGGAGGCACGGGAGAACAGACUGAUGGAGGUGAGCCGGAACAAUGCGGAGCUGGCGGAGAGUAAUGCGGACCUCAAGAGCCAGCUGGACUCGAUGGUGGCCAAGCACGAGAGCGGCGAAAUCAACAUGAUCACUGAAGACUACACACAGAGGAUGUCGGCGUUGGAAAAGAAAUUCCAGCAAGCGAUAAGAGAAAAGGAUCAGCUAAGAAAACAACUAGAUACCCUCAAGACCGAGUCGUCUCGGAAGAACUCGUCCGACCUCGAGAACAGCCUGAAAGAGAAAGACGACGUUAUCACCCAGCUACAGGAGGAGGGAGAGAAGCUGGCGCGGCAGCAGCUGCAGCACUCCAACAUCAUCAAGAAGCUCCGCGCCAAGGAGAAGGACAAUGAACAGGUCAUCAAGAGCCUAAGAGACAAGAUAGCAGACCAGACGAGCGAGCUAGAGCGACUGAAGCGCUCGCUUUCUGCCAAGGAAGAGCUGGAGGUGAGCCAGGUGGAAGCCGUGUACCGGCUCACCACCGCCAACAAGAAGCUGGACGCCGAGCUGGCAGAGACAAAAAGCGCGCUAGACGACGCUACACACCGGCUGGAGUCGACGCGGACGUCGCUGGACGCGGCGCGGCGCGAGCUCACCGCGCUCCGCGGCAGCGGCGACGAGCUGGCCCGCACACGCGCGGCACACGCGCGUCUCGAGCACGACUUGCGUGCCGCCCGUGCUGACGCCGCCGCGCGCGCCGCCGAGCUGGCGCGCCUGCGGGCCGACGUCACGGCCGGUGAGUGUGACGUCAUUGGUGAGGAGCAGCCCGCGACCUGCGUGCCGCCCGUGCUGAAGCUGCCGCGCGUGCUGCCGAGCUGGCGCGCCUCCGGGCCGACGUCACGGCCGCACGACCUGCGUGCUGCCGAGCUGGCGCGCCUGCGGGCCGACGUCACGGCCGGUGAGUGUGACGUCAUUGGUGAGGAGCAGCCCGCGACCUGCGUGCCGCCCGUGCUGACGCUGCCGCGCGUGCUGCCGAGCUGGCGCGCCUGCGGGCCGACGUCACGGCCGGAGCGUCGCUGGGCGAGCCGCGAAGAAGCGCUUCGACGGGAGGUCCGCGAGGCUCGCGAGCUGGCGUGCGCGGACGCAGCGCCGGCGCCCGCUGAGUCGUGCGGGGCCCUGCUGGCGCAGCUGGCGGCCCUGCAGCGCGCCGCUCUCCAGCGGGACACCGCGCACGCGCACCACACGCGCGCCCUCCGCGCCCAGCUGGGUGAGUGUCGCGCGGGGCCCGGCGCCCCGGCCUCGUGCGGGCCCUGCUGGCGCAGCUGGCGGCCCUGCAGCGCGCCGCUCUCCAGCGGGACACCGCGCACGCGCACCACACGCGCGCCCUCCGCGCCCAGCUGGCUGGCGGCCCUGCAGCGCGCCGCUCUCCAGCGGGACACCGCGCACGCGCACCACACGCGCGCCCUCCGCGCCCAGCUGGGUGAGUGUCGCGCGGGGCCCGGCGCCCCGGCCUCGUGCGGGCCCUGCUGGCGCAGCUGGCGGCCCUGCAGCGCGCCGCUCUCCAGCGGGACACCGCGCACGCGCACCACACGCGCGCCCUCCGCGCCCAGCUGGCUGGCGGCCCUGCAGCGCGCCGCUCUCCAGCGGGACACCGCGCACGCGCACCACACGCGCGCCCUCCGCGCCCAGCUGGUGUCGCGCGGGGCCCGGCGCCCCGGCCUCGUGCGGGCCCUGCUGGCGCAGCUGGCGGCCCUGCAGCGCGCCGCUCUCCAGCGGGACACCGCGCACGCGCACCACACGCGCGCCCUCCGCGCCCAGCUGGCGGAAGCGGAGACAUCUUUAGCCAAGGCAGUGGAACGUGAGCGGGUGUCUCGCGAGGAGGCGGCGGCGGCUACCUCUCGCUUGAGCGCGGCAGAAGGCUUGCUACAGGACGCACAGGCUCGCCUAGACGCCGUCACCGCGCACGCACAGCAGUUGCUCAAUAGAGUCACUAAGCUGGAGGAAGAACUAGCCAACAAAACAUCCGAGCUGGACAGGGUUCUGUGCGAGAAGGCAGCGACGGCGUCGGAGCUUCGCGGGCAGCUGGCGGCGGCGCAGCAAGCGCUGGACGCCGAGCGAGCGGCGCUGGAUACUGAGAGGAAGCGGAACUCUAUCCUUCAGAUUCGCGGGCCUUGA